CCUAAAGAAGCUUUUAAGUCAAUCCUAUAGCACAGUGAAUUUGAAUGCUAAUGGAAAACUAGAGCCGGUAGCCACAAUAUAAAAGGGUGUCAUAUUGCAACCAACCACCUGUUAUUCUAAUCUUUACCACUUUCAGAGACUUAAUGCAGAGUCUUUGUUUCCUCUGCAGCUGAGAUUGGUGGAGGACAUAUUCAGUAUCUGAUAGAGGAUUUCAUGCUAAACGGCAAGGUAGAGUUGCCCCCAAGCUAUCGCAGAAAAAGUUUUUCCUGAUUCAGUUUUGCUAUUAGCCCCUGAGAUGGCUUUUACAUGUUGGUGUCCCAGGAAAUCUCAACAAAAUUUUCCCUCUGUGGAAGAGGAUACAAAACUUCAGUAUAGUCAGCUUAAUAAGUUUUCAUGGCAGGAGUUACAGGUGGCAACAGAUAGCUUUAGCAAUGAAAGCAUUCUAGGUAGAGAUGGAUUCGGACCAUUUGGCAAAGUUUACAAGGGAAUUCUUGAAGAUGGUUCUCUGGUGGCUAUAAAGAGAAUGAAAAGUAAGAAUACUACUGGUGGGGAGCGUCAGUUCCUGAAAGUAAUGAAGAUGAUCACCAUAGCUGAGCAUCAGAACCUCCUUAAGUUAAUUGGGAUAUGUAUCACACCAACUGAACGGUUGCUGGUUUAUCCCUACAUGGCUAAUGGGAGUGUUGCAUCCCUCUUGAGAAAUCAAGGUCCAUCACAGCCUUUACUUGACUGUCCAAUCAGGAGGCAAAUUGCAUUGGGAUCGGCAAAAGGUCUUUCUUAUUUGCAUGAACACUGCAACCCGAGGAUUAUCCAUUGUGAUGUGAAAGCUGCAAACAUUUUCUUGGAUGACAAUUUUGAGGCUUUUGUUGGGGACUUUGCAGUAUCUAAACUGAUAAACUACAAGGAUUCCCAUAUCAUUUCUACUGUACAUGGCACAAUUGGGCAUAUAGCUCCAGAAUAUCUCUCUAAUGGAAGAUGUUCAGAAAAGAUUGAUGUUUAUGCCUAUGGAAUUAUGCUUCUAGAGCUAAUCACUGGACAGAAGGCAUUCGACCUUUCUCGGCUUUCAAAUGAAGAUGACAAUGUUAUGCUGCUUGAUUGGGUGAAAAGAUUUGUGAAAGAGAAUAAGUUAGAGGUGCUGGUUGAUCCUAAUCUUGGAAAUAAUUAUGUAGGGGCUGAGAUAGAGCAGCUGAUGCAGAUUGCACUACUUUGCACACAUGGCUUACCAGAGUAUCGACCUAAGAUGUCAGAAGUGGUGAGAAUGGUUGAAAGUGUUGGCUUGGCAGAGAGGUGGGAUGAGUGGCAAAAGAUGGAAAUUUCUGGCCAGGAGAUGGGACCAAUCCUUAAUCCUACUUCUCGGAUUUUUGAUUCUACACACAAUUUACAUGCAGUUGAGUUAUCUGGUCCAAGAUGACUCUUUUCUCGUUUCUGGAAAUUUUUUUUACUUACAUAGGAUGUUAAAUUAUUUUAUACCCCCAAUCAAACAGAAUUCAAAAAAUAAUGUUUAUAAUGAGACUUACUAAGUUUUGUAAUAGGGCCUAUUAUCAUUUUAAUGAUCUGUACAUUACUCA
Hevea brasiliensis (rubber tree) is the source of this 1565-nucleotide messenger RNA. Its product is annotated as somatic embryogenesis receptor kinase 1-like. The record is from RefSeq and is a predicted model, not a curated record. The transcript has 4 exons. Gene Ontology annotation, molecular function: ATP binding; protein kinase activity. Gene Ontology annotation, biological process: protein phosphorylation. The coding region runs from base 296 to 1408 and encodes 370 amino acids. NCBI's taxonomy places the organism in Eukaryota, Viridiplantae, Streptophyta, Magnoliopsida, Malpighiales, Euphorbiaceae.